GAGGUAAGAAGAAGCAGCUGCUAUUUGUGGACUACUCUUGGUGUUUUAUAUCGUUCGCCGUAGCCCUAAAUUGCAAUGCAAACCGGCUUUAUAUAAACAAAAGAUAUGGAAGACCGCACUGAUACGGAGCCCGUGCUGCUCUCCAAGCACGCCAAGAAUCUGCUCCGAUUCCUUAAUCUCCUGCCAGCUCGCAUGGCCUCGCACGAUAACACCAGGAGCACCAUUGUGUUCUUCGCCGUCUGCGGCCUGGAUGUGCUAAACUCAUUGCAUCUGGUGCCGCCACAACUGAGGCAGGACAUCAUUGACUGGAUCUACGGAGGAUUGGUAGUGCCACGCGACAACGAGAAAAACUGCGGCGGUUUCAUGGGCUGCCGCGCCAUGGUGCCCAAAACCGAGGACGCCGAGAUCUUGGAGUGCAUGCGGAAUUACCAGUGGGGCCACUUGGCCAUGACGUACACCAGUCUCGCAGUGCUGGUCACCCUGGGCGAUGAUUUGUCCCGACUGGAUCGGAAAAGCAUUGUGGACGGAGUGGCUGCUGUUCAGAAGCCUGAGGGCAGUUUUAGCGCCUGCAUCGAUGGCAGCGAGGAUGAUAUGCGAUUUGUUUAUUGUGCCGCCACCAUAUGCUACAUGCUGGACUACUGGGGCGAUGUCAACAAGGAGACCAUGUUUCAGUUCAUCACUCGGAGCCUGCGAUACGAUUACGGUUUCAGCCAAGAGCUGGAGGGGGAGGCCCAUGGCGGCACCACAUUCUGUGCCUUGGCGGCGUUGCAUCUUAGUGGACAACUGCAUCGCCUGGAUGCCACGACGGUGGAGCGAAUGAAGCGUUGGCUCAUUUUCCGCCAGAUGGAUGGAUUCCAAGGACGCCCCAAUAAGCCAGUGGAUACUUGUUAUUCCUUCUGGAUUGGUGCAUCGCUAUGUAUUCUGGACGGCUUCGAACUAACCGAUUAUGCCCGGAACCGAGAAUUCAUUCUGAGCACACAGGAUAAGCUCAUUGGGGGCUUUGCCAAGUGGCCGCAAGCCACGCCUGAUCCGUUUCACACAUACCUCGGUCUCUGCGGACUAGCUUUCACGGGUGAACCUGGGCUAAGCCCCGUGAAUCCCAGUCUGAACAUGUCCAUGGCCGCCUACGCUCACCUGCAGCAUCUGCAUGAGCAGUGGCGGUCCGCAGAUGGCCGAGGCGACGAGGAUAUUAGUGUAAGCUCUGCAUUCAAGCAACAACUCCACCUGUCAAAGGGGGUCGAGGCGACAUCCACAACAACUACCUCUAACUCGCCAUUAAUUUCAGCACAAUGAUGGGAAGCCGCACAAAGCACGAGGGGAAAGUUAAAGCACACUAUUGUAUUUAUAUUGGCCACAUUUUAGCCACGCUUUUUAUGCCCUUGCAGUUAGUAUAUUUAUUUUAUCGAAAAGUUUGUAGCGCAGUGGAUGAGGCAUUUGCGACCAUAUAAACUAUAUAUCAGUAUCACCAGCGGAGUCGAUACGGCCAUGUCCGUCUGUCAGUUUCUAUGCCAAAUAGUCUCUUAGUUUAGCAAUCUGCAUGAACGGGUCGUUGUUUUUAAUCGGUAUAAAUGUUAUAAUUACUGCAAGGGUAUAUAAGUUUCGGCUUGCCGAUUCUAGCUUACUUUCUGGUUUACAUGUAUUUUAAUGCAAAAAGCUCGAGCUUUUGGAGAGAGAGAUGAAUAAGUUAGUAUGUUUAUUGUACAGCCUAAAUUAAUGUUAACAAUGUGUAAGAUUAAGCUUAAAAGUAAAUUAAAGCGUCCCAUGCUGAGGCAUGUAUUUACAGC
Molecule: messenger RNA, 1784 nt
Organism: Drosophila melanogaster (fruit fly)
Lineage: Eukaryota; Metazoa; Arthropoda; Insecta; Diptera; Drosophilidae
Gene: betaggt-I
Product: beta subunit of type I geranylgeranyl transferase
Exons: 4
Coding region: 106-1293 (395 amino acids)
Cellular component (GO): CAAX-protein geranylgeranyltransferase complex
Molecular function (GO): catalytic activity; CAAX-protein geranylgeranyltransferase activity; protein geranylgeranyltransferase activity
Source: RefSeq, marked reviewed